UCGGUCGGAGGAAGAGAUGGAACCACCGGCGACCGCCUCCAACCGCUCCUCCAGACGGCUUCUCUUCGACCGCCGCUACGGCUGGGUGGUCGACGACUGGAAGGACCCAUCGGAAGAAGCUCUCGCCGGCGGCCGAGGAAUGUUUUGUGUAGUUCCCUUGACGAAUACUCUGUUUCAGACUGCUUCUCAAUCAAUUAGCUCGGCUGUAAAUUUUCUGGAUAUGAAGCUUCAGAAAUUGUCAAAUCCUCUGCACAACCCAAAAUCUAAUUCCCUAGAGACUGGUGGAGAUUCAAGGUCAGAAUGAGACGUGUUAGAUUGACAAGUACAUGUGUUUAUUCUUGGAUUAUACGGCUUGAUCUCUCAUCUAUGUACGUUGUUGAAACUUGUGUUCAAGACAACCAAGAAAGACAUUUUUUGAUUAUAUGAAUUUGCCCUUGUGAAAUCUUUAGUAUUGUGUGUUAUUA
Capsella rubella is the source of this 464-nucleotide messenger RNA. RefSeq lists its product as uncharacterized. Bases 17 to 304 code for a protein of 95 amino acids. Lineage: Eukaryota; Viridiplantae; Streptophyta; Magnoliopsida; Brassicales; Brassicaceae. The transcript has 4 exons. The record is from RefSeq and is a predicted model, not a curated record.